AUGAUACAGUCAGACAAAGGAGCAGAUCCGCCAGACAAGGACAUGAAGCUUUCUACGGCCACCAAUCCGGAAAAUGGCCUCUCCCAAAUCCUGAGGCUUGUGCUGCAGGAGUUGAGUCUGUUCUACAGCCGAGAUGUGAAUGGAGUGUGUCUCUUAUAUGAUCUCCUCCAUUCCCCGUGGCUGCAGGCUCUGCUAAAGGUGUAUGACUGCCUCCAGGAAUUUAAAGAAAAGAAGCUAGUUCCCGCCACACCCCAUGCACAGGUGUUGUCCUGUGAGGUAGUGGAGCUAUUACGUGAAACCCCUACUUCUCCUGAGAUCCAAGAGCUGAGACAAACCCUCCAGGCUCCACACUUUAAGGCCUUGCUCAGUGCUCAUGACACGGUAGCUCAGAAGGAUUUUGAACCCCUUCUCCCCCCACUGCCAGACAAUAUCCCUGAGAGUGAGGAAGCAAUGAGGAUUGUUUGUUUGGUGAAAAACCACCAGCCCCUGGGAGCCACCAUCAAGCGCCAUGAGAUGACGGGGGACAUCCUGGUGGCCAGGGUCAUCCAUGGUGGGCUGGCUGAGAGGAGCGGGUUGCUAUAUGCUGGAGACAAACUGGUGGAAGUGAAUGGAGUCUCAGUGGAGGGACUGGACCCUGAACAAGUAAUCCAUAUUCUGGCCAUGUCUCGUGACACAAUCAUGUUCAAGGUGGUUCCAGUUUCUGACCCUCCUGUGAAUAGCCAGAAGACGGUGUAUGUUCGUGCCAUGACUGAGUACUGGCCCCAGGAGGAUCCGGCCAUCCCCUGCAUGGACGCUGGAUUGCCUUUCCAGAAGGGGGACAUCCUCCAGAUUGUGGACCAGAAUGAUGCCCUCUGGUGGCAGGCCCGGAAAAUCUCAGAUCUUGCUACCUGUGCUGGGUUAAUCCCUUCUAAACAACUUCUAAAAAGGAAACAACGGGAGUUCUGGUGGUCUAAGCCGUACCAACCUCACAUCUGCCUCAAAUCAACCAUGUCGAUUUCUAUGGAAGAAGAAGAUGACAUGAAGAUUGAUGAGAAAUGCGUGGAAGCAGAUGAAGAAAUAUUUGAAUCUGAGGAACUUUCAGAAGACAAGGAGGAAUUUGUUGGCUAUGGUCAGAAGGUCUUUAUCGCUGGUUUCCGCCGCAGCAUGCGCCUUUGUCGCAGGAAGUCUUACCUAAGCCGGCUGCGUGCCAGUGUGUGCUGCGCUGGCGGCUGCUACAGUGCAGUGGGUGCCCCAUACGAGGAGGUGGUGAGGUACCAGCGACGCCCUUCAGACAAGCACCGCCUCAUAGUGCUUGUGGGACCGUCUGGUGUUGGAGUAAAUGAACUGAGAAGACAACUUAUUAAAUUUAAUCCCAGCCAUUUUCAAAGUGCUGUGCCACGUACGUUGAGUUUUUCUUUCAUAGCAGUUCAUGUUUUGAAAGAGUUGUUUUCUUUGUCCCACGCUUGCAGGAUGCUGGAGCAUGGUGAGUACAAAGGCCACCUGUAUGGCACUAGUGUGGAUGCUGUUCAAGCAGUCCUUGAUGAAGGAAAGAUCUGUGUCAUGGACUUAGAGCCUCAGCGUUCACGGGGUUGGACAGGAGCCGGGCGAGGUCGGGACCCGAACUCUCGGAGGAGAGGAGCCGAAAGUUUCCGGGGACCUGAGUCCACGUUGCCACAACGCCGUAGUUCUCCGCCCCAGGCCCGGAGGGUUCCGAUGCUGCCAGCAAGGCCUCUCCUACAGACUCCUACCCGAGGAGAGGGGCUACUGUCGCGAGGUCAAGCCAGGCCCUCGCGCGCUCCUCGCCCCAAAGUCCGCGGGGGCUGCGGCCCGGAGCGGCUUGGGCGGCGCAGCCCGAUGACGCGUUGCGCUUGCGCGCCCGGCCGGGCGGGGCGGGACGGGCUGUGGCGCCCUGCGCCUGGGGCCGGCGAAAGAGAGAAUGGGGAAGAAGCAGGUGCGUCCUCCACGAACCCUUCCACCUGUACCAAGGAUGAAGACCUACAAGAAAUGGAGGAGUUAGCCCAGAAAAUAGAGACUCAGUUUGGCCAAUUUUUUGAUCAUGUGAUCGUCAAUGACAGCUUGCAAGAUGCAUGUGCCCAAUUGUUGUCUGUUAUACAGAAGGCUCAGGAAGAGCCUCAGUGGGUACCAGCAACAUGGAUUUCCUCUGGUACUGAGUCUUAAUGAAGCCUUUUGAGUAAUGCUGGAGUUUUAACACUGUAUCCUUGUUACAGAGA
Molecule: messenger RNA, 2210 nt
Organism: Propithecus coquereli (Coquerel's sifaka)
Lineage: Eukaryota; Metazoa; Chordata; Mammalia; Primates; Indriidae
Gene: MPP4
Product: membrane protein, palmitoylated 4 (MAGUK p55 subfamily member 4)
Exons: 22
Coding region: 1-2157 (718 amino acids)
Cellular component (GO): adherens junction; plasma membrane
Molecular function (GO): protein binding
Source: RefSeq, a predicted model, not a curated record